This is a messenger RNA of Saccoglossus kowalevskii, 491 nucleotides long. RefSeq names its product SUN domain-containing ossification factor-like. Lineage: Eukaryota; Metazoa; Hemichordata; Enteropneusta; Harrimaniidae. Gene Ontology annotation, cellular component: membrane; cytoplasm. The record is from RefSeq and is a predicted model, not a curated record. Gene Ontology annotation, biological process: protein folding in endoplasmic reticulum.
GUUUACUGUAGAGCUUUGUGAACCACUUCAAAUCAAACAAAUUGAAAUAGCUAAUUUUGAAUUAUUUUCAUCAACACCAAAAACUUUGAAAGUUCAAAUCAGUGAUAGAUACCAGUCAAGGGACUGGCAUUAUUUAGGUACUUUCCAUGCAAUAGAUCAGCGGACACUACAGAGCUUUACUAUACAAGAUCAGGGGGGAAUGUUUGCUAAGUAUUUGAAAGUGGAAAUGCUAGAUUUUUUUGGUUCGGAACACUACUGCCCUCUCAGUAUAAUCAGAGUGUUUGGUACAAGCAUGGAAGAAGAAAUUAUUCAGGAAUCUGAAAGUCAUGGCGCGAAUGGCGAUGAAGAAGGCGAUGAUGAUCUUGUACCUGGUGAAGGGUUAAAGAAAGCUAAUCUGUUAGAUAGUGCAUUAGAUGCUGUCAAUCAUGUUGUAAAACGUGCUGCAAAAGCAUUAUUGGGAUCAGAAGAUGCACGGCCAUCUGAUUGUACAG